GAAAAAUGAAAGGCGAUGAUGGUGAAAGUGAAAGGCUUUUGGUUUGGGAUUGGAGUAGGAAUCUUGUCGGCCAUUGUUGUUUUCGUUAUUGGGCUUAGAGGAGGAGCUAUGCAGAGCUCGACGAUCUUCUUGUCUAGUGUCAGAUCGGUUCUCACUCCAGCCACCGAACGAGGUUCCAUGGCGACAUCCUCUAACGGUCCUAAGUGGGCUCAGAAAACCAUCACGCUUCCACCGCAACGCCGUGGAUGUCAUCUUAUCACUCCCAAGAUUUUGAAGGAAAUUGGACAAGACUUGUCGGGUUUUAACUGUGGUCUUGCUCAUGUCUUCUUACAACACACAAGUGCUUCUCUUACAAUCAAUGAGAAUUAUGAUCCUGAUGUUCAGGCUGAUACCGAGACUUUCCUGAACAGGAUUGUUCCUGAGGGGAGUUCAGCUCCUUGGAGGCAUACCAUGGAAGGUCCAGAUGACAUGCCAGCUCAUAUCAAAUCAUCAAUGUUUGGAUGUCAACUCACAAUCCCAAUAACAAAAGGAAAACUUAACAUGGGAACUUGGCAGGGAAUAUGGCUAUGUGAACACCGUGAUGAUCCGACAGCACGCAGAGUUGUGGUCACACUCAAUGGAAUCUAGAGAAUAUCUCUUCAUGUUUUGUAACCCUCGUGUGGUAUUUACGGUGGAAUGUUUCAUUUUUCACUGUGAGACAAUGCUGCGUGUAAUGUGCACAUUGUGGUAUUUAUUGCAUCAGAAAAACCUAUAAAUUACAGAAAACUAA
Molecule: messenger RNA, 769 nt
Organism: Brassica rapa (field mustard)
Lineage: Eukaryota; Viridiplantae; Streptophyta; Magnoliopsida; Brassicales; Brassicaceae
Product: UPF0047 protein YjbQ
Source: RefSeq, a predicted model, not a curated record